Molecule: messenger RNA, 1179 nt
Organism: Toxotes jaculatrix (banded archerfish)
Lineage: Eukaryota; Metazoa; Chordata; Actinopteri; Toxotidae
Gene: trpt1
Product: tRNA phosphotransferase 1
Exons: 7
Coding region: 127-807 (226 amino acids)
Biological process (GO): tRNA splicing, via endonucleolytic cleavage and ligation
Molecular function (GO): tRNA 2'-phosphotransferase activity
Source: RefSeq, a predicted model, not a curated record
ACAGCAGUUUGUUGACCAGGUGUGAUCGUGUGAAACGUUUUCGCUGAAUCAAACUCGCUACACUAUGUGGUACAGCGUCCAGCGGCUUCAAAUCAUGAUCUGAAUGACUGAGCUUCCUGCAUUUAAAUGGACAGUAACAGAGGAGGAAGAGGAGGCAGAGGGAGGAGAAGAAGUCGUGGUGGAGAGGACAGAGAUGUCCGCCUGUCCAAAUCCUUAUCUUAUGCCCUUCGCCAUGGAGCCAAACAGAUGGGGCUUCACAUGGGUACAGAUGGCUUCCUGUUUGUGGAAGAACUCCUGACUCAUCCGCAGUUCCGCUCAUACUCAUUGGGAGAUGUUGAGAGAGUGGUGGCCACAAAUGACAAGCAGCGCUUCAAGCUCCGUUCCCACCCAGAAAAUGGACGUUUGCAGAUUCGAGCCAAUCAGGGCCAUUCAGUGCAGGUAAAGGAUUUGGAGCUGAAACCGGUCCUGAUUGAUUCUCCAGACUGCCCUGCUGAGGCAGUUCAUGGCUCCUACCUCUGCAAAUGGAGCUCCAUUCAGCAACAAGGCCUGAGCUGCAUGAAGAGGACACACAUCCACCUGGCGUCAGGCCUCCCAGGGGAGGAUGGCGUUAUCAGCGGCAUGAGGAAAGACUGUGAUCUUGCUGUGUUUAUCGAUGUGCACAAAGCUCUUGCUGACGGUAUUGAGUUCUUCUGGUCAGAGAAUGGUGUGUUGUUGACUGCAGGCGAUGCAGAGGGAAAACUUCUCCCAAAAUAUUUCAGCCGGGCCUUAAGACUGAGACCUACAAGGAGUAUCCUGCCACUGCAGUAGCAGCAGGGAACACUUGUUUGUCAUUGGUCGCACGAAAGCUCACCUGACUGUGUUAGCAUCCCAUGGUUGGUUGAUGCUUAUCCUAGUUCCCUUGGUAACACGUGUUGUUUGGCAGGAGCAUUCUAGUGAGGCGAUUUUGGUCAAGAACAGGAGAGCCCGUUCAAAAUUUAUCCUAAAUUUGGGACUUAAUUGGAAAAAAAAUGUCACUUUUGCAUCAUUAUUUAAAGGAUCAAGAUGGCUUUAGGAAAGAAUCCUUUAUAUUUAAAUGAUGAUUUACCCAGCCUAUGCUGGCAAAUAUCAGAAGUAUUGAGUCUUUGUUUUCUCUUUUCUAUUGUUAGUGCUAAAUAAACUGUGGCACACACUGACUAACAA